Messenger RNA from Acanthopagrus latus (yellowfin seabream), 2645 nucleotides. RefSeq names its product gastrula zinc finger protein XlCGF7.1-like. The record is from RefSeq and is a predicted model, not a curated record. Lineage: Eukaryota; Metazoa; Chordata; Actinopteri; Spariformes; Sparidae. The transcript is spliced from 2 exons. Bases 254 to 1213 code for a protein of 319 amino acids.
AGACUCGCGCAUGCGCUGCUCGGAUCGGGCAGCAGGACGAAGAUGGAGCAGAGAGCAGUCAGAGGAGCUUCAUCAGAGCCCAGGCUGAGUUCCGAACAGGGUCCAGAUGUUCCGGUCCUGAUGUUGAAGAGUCCGUGCUGCUAGAACCGGGUCGCAUCUGGACGACCUGCUGCUGUCUACGCAGCUAGUGGAGUUAGCUUAGCAUGCUAGCUGAAACAAGAGUGAAGAGUUGGACGGAGAUUCUGGAGGAAUAAUGUCGUCCGAGCUGCUGCAGGCUGGUACCGGGCCUGAAGACGUCCUGCAGCUGGUCAUUAAAGAAGAGGUUCUACCUGAGCGUGGCUCCAGUCUGGACCAGGAGGAACCAGAACCUCCACACAUUAAAGAGGAACAGGAGGAUCUCUGGACCAAUCAGGAGCAGGAUGACAUCACCAGGUUCACUGUGAAGAGUGAAGAUGAAGAAGACGAGGAACCUCAGCCUCAUCAGAGACAAACUGAACAGAUAGAGAGAGAAGCUGAUGGGGGACCAGAACCAGCCAGGACCUCAGAUCCAGAUGGACAUCUACAACCUGACACUGAUGAGACUGAUGACUCUUCUGAUCCAGAGGCUGAUAAAGCCUCUGAACCUCAGACCGAACGUGCUGCGAGCUCUGAGGACGAGAGGCACCUGCAGGAACCAGACAGAGUCCAAACAGCAGAGAAACCGUUUAUCUGUGCGAUCUGUGGGAAAAGGUUCCCACAGAAGAAAUCCAUCAGGGACCACAUGAGACUUCACUCAGAGGACAAACGCUUCAGCUGCCCCUUCUGUGAAAAAACCUUUCAGGUGAAAAUUGAUGUGGUGCGACACAUGAGGAUCCACACGGGGGAGAAACCCUUCAGCUGCUCCGUCUGCGGCAAAGGCUUCGCACAGAACUCAACUCUGACCUCACACCUGAAGGUCCACACAGGAGAGAAACCGUACACCUGCUCCGUCUGUAAGGUCAGCUUCAGUUUUAAAGGCCACCUGUCUACUCACAUGAGGAUCCACACUGGGGAGAGACCGUUCAACUGCUCCGUGUGUGGGAAAGGAUUCACUGUGAAUGGGAAUCUGAGGAGACACAUGCUCGUCCACACGGGAGAGAAACCGUUCAGCUGCUCUGUCUGUGAGAAAAGAUUUGCUCAGUUCGUUCAGAUCAGAAGACACAAGUGUGCUGGCGCCGUCAGCUCGGAUCAGUGACGCUCUGAGCUCAGAGACUGGACUCGACACUAAAGACUUCAGAACUGUGAAUCCACUUCGUCUCUUUAACUGUGGGUCAGAACCUUCAACACUCAGAUCAGACUGAGGCAGCUCACGAACGAAGAGUCUCACCGGCUCCAGAGAUUGACUGAUUGAUUAAAGAUUGAGAGCUGAUCAAUAUGAAUCAAUGCUAGUUGUAGUUCUCAUAUCAGAUGAAUCAUUUAAGUGUUGAGCUGUGAGACGGGUUGUGAUGUCGCGAUCUGGACUCUAUCGGUCAGGAUGAGUAAAACAUGAACAGUGUUCAAACUGUUGUCUGCAGACAGAUUCUGACUCAGUUCUGAAUUUACUGACCCGUUUCCCUGCAUUAUUUAGAUGUCUGGUGCUGUUAGUGUUGUAAUCCUACUUCACUGGGUCUGUGUCCGGACGGGACAUGUCCCUCUGUCCCUUAGUCUGUAGUAAAUCUACGGUUUGGACCUCAUGGAUUUGUCUCAGAUUUUGAGGUCGGUGAUUGGUUCUGACUCGGUGUGAGAACAGAAUCAAUCAGAUUAUUUAUUUGCAAUGAGAAUAAAAAGAGUUUCAGUCAAUGAUGCUCAUUAAAUGUAGUGGACCAGGUCAGAAUCAGGAAGUACAACAGUCUGUGUACCGUGAAGCUUCACUGUCAGGUCUGUUUACAUCAGCAGCUACAGACAGUCCGGAGGCUCAUCAGAACCAGAACUCAUGCUGCAGUACAACCAACAACCAACUGUCUCUCUUCAGAAUUGCUGCCGGCCCGACUGUUGGUUCAGGUGGACCCACGAGUACAAUGACACUGAACCUCAGCUGAACACUUUUAUACUGAACACCUGAUAAGUUAUACAGUGCAGAUGUUUUAACAAAUCAGCCUCAAAUCUCUCUGCAGUGUUCUGGAAACCAUUAAAGCGGGGCGGCCCAAAGUGAGGCCCAUGGGCUGAACUGGGCCCACCGGAUGGUUCCAUAAAAGAAGGUGAUAGAUAUGAACACUGUUUGUUGCUUUACCAUGUGUGAGGUGAAAUGCUCCUCAGCUAAAGGAUCCACGAUGACUGUCGGUCCGGACCUUUGUGCUUCAGAGACCGGUUCUGUUUGCUGAACACAGGAAAGAACAGAUGUGUAAGGCGGCCCGUCAUCCAGCUCAGGGUUAAUCUCAGUGCUGCACCGUAGACAACUGGACUCAUUCCAGUGUCUUGAAGACGUUUCUCCCCCAGGCAGGAGACAAAGCAGAACAUGGGUCCACAGAAUCUCAACAGAACUCAGGGCUUCUGUGUGGCACCAUGUCGCUGCUCCAGCAUCUCAUCAGCUGCUGACAGACCCGUCCUCCUGCUCCACAUCCACACUGUAAAAAGUAUUUUUAACAUCCUGCUGCUCAUAAAGGAGGAUUUUAACUCAACACUGUAGAGAAUAAAUGUUUUCAAUCCGA